This is a messenger RNA of Lutra lutra (Eurasian river otter), 9373 nucleotides long. RefSeq names its product chromodomain helicase DNA binding protein 2 (gene CHD2). Gene Ontology annotation, biological process: nucleosome organization; regulation of transcription by RNA polymerase II. The record is from RefSeq and is a predicted model, not a curated record. The coding region runs from base 676 to 6159 and encodes 1827 amino acids. Lineage: Eukaryota; Metazoa; Chordata; Mammalia; Carnivora; Mustelidae. Gene Ontology annotation, cellular component: nucleus; chromatin. The transcript is spliced from 39 exons. Gene Ontology annotation, molecular function: ATP-dependent chromatin remodeler activity; DNA binding; chromatin binding.
CUUUUUUUUUUUUUUUUUGGUGGAGAUGAAGGGGUGGGUCUAUGGUACAUCACCUGAGUUGUGGGGUAAAUGUAGAGAGUGUCAAUCAAAGGCAGAGCUCUCAGAGCUGGGAAGGAGGCUCUAGAUGGCGGCUGUGCCUUAGAGAGAGCGCGCUCUGCUCCCUGCCUUCGCCUCACUUUACGCAACUUUCCCUAACUUUCGGGCAGCCUCAGGGGGCCCCCGCAGCCCCCUGCCUCUCCUAGUGACUUACGGGGGUCGAUUCGAACCUUUUUAAGGGAGAAAAGCAGCUUUUAGGAGCUUUCUUUUCGUGCCUUGUUGGAAAGAAGCAGCCGUACUGAGAGCCCAGGUCGUUGUUUUUUCCAGCUUAGAAGCCAUGGCGCACCUCCAUUUUUGUGCGCUCUCCUAAUGAGGUUUUUUUCCUUCCGGACCCGUUUUAGUAUUAAUUGUUGCUUUAUUUUUUUGGCCAGUUAACAUAUUGGAGGAUUAUUUUAUUUAUUUUUCGUUUUUGUAACGGAGAAUUUUGUUUUUAUUUUUAAUUAUUUGGGAUCUGAUAUUUUUCUACUACUAGAUAGGACUCUUGCUUUGGACCUACUACAUGGAUCAGUAAAUACCUGGGCACAGGACUUCAAAGCAAACACAGAUUCCCCCUCCCCCUUAAUAUUUAAGAAUUAAAAGAUGAUGAGAAAUAAGGACAAAAGCCAAGAGGAGGACAGUUCGCUACACAGCAAUGCAUCGAGUCACUCAGCAUCUGAAGAAGCUUCCGGUUCAGACUCAGGCAGCCAGUCGGAGAGUGAGCAGGGCAGUGAUCCAGGAAGUGGACAUGGCAGUGAGUCAAAUAGCAGUUCUGAGUCUUCAGAGAGCCAGUCGGAAUCUGAAAGUGAGUCGGCGGGUUCCAAAUCCCAGCCAGUCCUUCCAGAAGCCAAAGAGAAGCCAGCCUCUAAGAAGGAACGGAUAGCGGAUGUGAAGAAGAUGUGGGAAGAAUAUCCUGAUGUUUAUGGGGUUAGGAGGUCAAACCGAAGCAGACAAGAACCAUCACGAUUUAAUAUUAAGGAGGAGGCAAGUAGCGGGUCUGAGAGUGGGAGCCCAAAAAGAAGAGGCCAGAGGCAGCUGAAGAAACAAGAAAAAUGGAAACGGGAACCCUCAGAAGAUGAACAGGAACAAGGCACCAGUGCAGAGAGCGAACCAGAGCAAAAAAAAGUGAAAGCCAGAAGACCUGUCCCCAGAAGAACAGUGCCCAAACCUCGUGUUAAAAAGCAGCCGAAGACUCAGCGUGGAAAGAGAAAAAGGCAGGAUUCUUCUGAUGACGAUGAUGAAGAUGACGAAGCUCCUAAAAGGCAGACUCGUCGCAGAGCGGCUAAAAAUGUUAGUUACAAGGAAGACGAUGACUUUGAGACCGACUCCGACGACCUCAUUGAGAUGACUGGAGAAGGAGCCGAUGAGCAGCAGGAUAAUAGUGAAACUAUUGAAAAGGUCUUAGACUCAAGGCUGGGAAAGAAAGGAGCCACUGGAGCUUCUACUACUGUAUAUGCGAUCGAAGCUAAUGGAGACCCUAGUGGUGACUUUGACACUGAAAAGGAUGAAGGCGAAGUCCAGUACCUCAUCAAGUGGAAGGGUUGGUCUUACAUCCACAGCACAUGGGAGAGCGAAGAAUCCUUACAGCAGCAGAAAGUGAAGGGCCUAAAAAAAUUAGAGAACUUCAAGAAGAAAGAGGAUGAAAUCAAGCAAUGGUUAGGAAAAGUCUCUCCUGAAGAUGUGGAAUAUUUUAACUGCCAACAAGAGCUGGCCUCAGAGUUGAACAAACAGUAUCAGAUAGUUGAAAGAGUCAUUGCUGUGAAGACAAGCAAAUCUACACUGGGUCAGACAGAUUUUCCAGCUCAUAGUCGGAAGCCGGCACCUUCAAAUGAACCUGAAUAUCUGUGCAAAUGGAUGGGAUUGCCCUAUUCAGAGUGUAGCUGGGAAGAUGAAGCCUUGAUCGGCAGGAAGUCCCAGAGCUGCAUUGACAGCUUCCAUAGUCGGAACAACUCUAAAACCAUCCCGACGAGAGAAUGCAAGGCCUUGAAGCAGAGACCACGAUUUGUGGCUUUAAAGAAACAACCGGCAUAUUUAGGAGGGGAGAAUCUGGAGCUCCGUGACUAUCAGCUAGAAGGCCUCAACUGGCUUGCUCAUUCCUGGUGCAAAAGUAACAGUGUAAUCCUUGCUGAUGAAAUGGGCCUAGGAAAGACCAUCCAGACCAUAUCAUUCCUCUCCUACCUGUUCCACCAACACCAGCUGUAUGGCCCCUUUCUUAUAGUCGUCCCUUUAUCCACCCUCACCUCAUGGCAGAGGGAGUUUGAAAUCUGGGCACCAGAGAUUAACGUAGUGGUUUACAUAGGUGACCUGAUGAGCAGAAAUACGAUACGGGAGUAUGAAUGGAUUCAUUCUCAGACUAAAAGACUCAAGUUCAAUGCACUUAUAACAACAUAUGAGAUCCUCUUAAAAGAUAAGACUGUGCUGGGCAGUAUUAACUGGGCCUUUCUGGGAGUGGAUGAAGCCCAUCGGUUGAAGAAUGAUGACUCUUUAUUGUAUAAAACUCUGAUUGAUUUCAAGUCCCACCAUAGGCUCCUGAUUACGGGGACCCCUCUUCAGAAUUCCCUCAAAGAGCUCUGGUCCUUGCUGCACUUUAUUAUGCCGGAGAAGUUUGAAUUCUGGGAAGAUUUUGAAGAAGACCAUGGGAAAGGGAGGGAGAAUGGCUACCAGAGUCUCCAUAAGGUCCUGGAGCCCUUCCUCCUCCGGAGGGUCAAAAAGGAUGUGGAGAAAUCCCUUCCUGCCAAAGUGGAACAGAUCCUCAGGGUGGAGAUGUCGGCUCUGCAGAAGCAGUAUUACAAAUGGAUUCUGACCAGGAACUACAAGGCUCUUGCCAAAGGGACAAGAGGUAGCACAUCUGGUUUCCUGAAUAUUGUGAUGGAGUUGAAAAAGUGCUGUAACCACUGCUACCUGAUCAAGCCCCCCGAGGAGAAUGAGCGAGAGAAUGGGCAGGAGGUUCUUCUGUCCCUGAUCAGGAGCAGUGGGAAGCUGAUUCUAUUAGAUAAGCUGCUGACAAGACUUCGAGAAAGGGGCAACAGAGUCCUUAUUUUCUCCCAGAUGGUCAGAAUGUUGGACAUCCUGGCCGAGUACUUGACGAUCAAGCACUAUCCUUUCCAGCGUUUGGAUGGUUCCAUCAAGGGAGAAAUCCGAAAACAGGCACUGGACCACUUCAAUGCAGAUGGGUCUGAGGACUUCUGUUUCCUGCUCUCGACAAGGGCUGGUGGCCUGGGAAUCAAUCUGGCUUCGGCGGACACAGUUGUCAUCUUUGACUCCGACUGGAACCCCCAGAACGACUUGCAGGCACAAGCCCGAGCCCAUAGAAUUGGUCAGAAGAAGCAGGUAAAUAUUUACCGCUUGGUUACAAAGGGGACUGUGGAAGAGGAGAUCAUCGAACGGGCCAAAAAGAAGAUGGUAUUGGACCAUCUGGUGAUUCAGCGUAUGGAUACCACUGGCCGGACAGUUCUGGAAAACAACUCAGGAAGGUCCAACUCAAAUCCUUUUAAUAAAGAAGAGCUGACAGCUAUUUUGAAAUUUGGAGCAGAGGAUCUCUUCAAAGAACUGGAAGGGGAGGAGUCAGAGCCUCAGGAAAUGGACAUAGAUGAAAUUUUGCGCUUGGCUGAAACCAGAGAGAAUGAAGUGUCAACAAGUGCAACAGAUGAGCUUCUGUCGCAGUUUAAGGUUGCCAACUUCGCAACAAUGGAAGACGAAGAAGAGCUGGAAGAGCGUCCUCACAAGGACUGGGAUGAGAUCAUUCCGGAGGAGCAGAGGAAAAAAGUAGAGGAGGAAGAGCGUCAGAAAGAGCUGGAAGAAAUUUACAUGCUUCCUCGAAUUCGGAGUUCCACUAAAAAGGCUCAGACAAAUGACAGUGACUCUGACACUGAGUCUAAGAGGCAGGCGCAGAGAUCCUCUGCCUCUGAGAGCGAGACGGAUGACUCUGAUGAUGACAAGAAGCCGAAGCGCAGAGGGCGCCCCCGAAGCGUGCGGAAGGACCUUGUCGAGGGAUUUACUGACGCUGAGAUCCGAAGGUUCAUCAAGGCAUAUAAGAAGUUUGGUCUCCCUCUUGAACGGCUGGAGUGCAUAGCACGAGAUGCUGAGCUGGUAGAUAAGUCUGUGGCAGAUCUGAAACGCCUGGGGGAACUGAUUCACAACAGCUGUGUGUCAGCCAUGCAGGAGUACGAAGAGCAGCUGAAGGAAAACGCCAGCGAGGGGAAAGGACCAGGGAAAAAGAGAGGCCCAACAAUCAAAAUAUCGGGGGUCCAGGUUAAUGUGAAAUCCAUUAUACAACAUGAGGAAGAGUUUGAGAUGCUGCACAAAUCGAUCCCUGUGGACCCCGAAGAAAAAAAAAAAUACUGCUUAACUUGUCGAGUGAAAGCUGCACAUUUUGAUGUGGAGUGGGGGGUGGAGGAUGAUUCGCGACUCCUGCUGGGAAUUUAUGAACAUGGCUAUGGAAACUGGGAGCUAAUUAAGACCGACCCAGAGCUUAAGUUAACUGACAAAAUUCUGCCCGUGGAGACAGAUAAAAAACCUCAGGGGAAGCAGCUGCAGACCCGAGCGGACUACUUGCUGAAGUUGCUCAGGAAGAGUCUGGAGAAGAAGGGGGCCGUGACCAGCGGGGAAGAGGCCAAAUUAAAGAAGCGGAAGCCUCGAGUAAAGAAAGAAAACAAAGAACCCAGGCUGAAAGAUGAGCAUGGGGUUGAGUUUUCAUCUCCUAGACAUUCAGACAAUCCAUCAGAAGAGGGAGAAGUAAAGGAUGAUGGCUUAGAGAAAAGUCCAAUGAAAAAGAAACAGAAGAAGAAAGAGAACAAGGAGAACAAGGAGAAACAAAUGAGUUCUAGGAAAGACAAAGAAGGGGACAAGGAAAGGAAGAAGUCAAAAGAUAAGAAAGAGAAGCCUAAAGGUGGUGAUGCCAAAUCUUCAAGUAAAUCGAAGCGAUCUCAGGGUCCUGUCCAUAUUACAGCAGGAAGUGAGCCUGUCCCCAUUGGAGAGGAUGAGGAUGAUGAUCUGGACCAGGAGACAUUCAGCAUAUGCAAAGAGCGGAUGAGGCCAGUGAAAAAGGCUCUGAAGCAGCUGGACAAACCCGACAAGGGGCUCAGUGUGCAGGAACAGCUAGAGCACACCCGAAACUGCCUGCUGAAGAUCGGGGACCGGAUAGCCGAGUGCCUUAAAGCCUAUUCAGACCAGGAGCACAUCAAACUCUGGAGAAGGAACCUAUGGAUUUUUGUUUCCAAGUUUACAGAAUUUGAUGCUCGAAAAUUGCAUAAGUUAUACAAGAUGGCCCAUAAGAAAAGAUCUCAAGAAGAGGAGGAGCAAAAGAAGAAAGAUGAUGUGAUUGGUGGAAAGAAGCCGUUUCGGCCAGAGGCCUCAGGCUCCAGCCGGGACUCCCUAAUAUCUCAGUCCCACACCCCGCACAACCUUCACCCUCAGAAGCCUCACUUGCCCGCCUCCCACGGCCCACAGAUGCACGGACACCCACGAGAUAACUACAAUCACCCCAACAAGAGACACUUCAGUAACGCAGAUCGAGGAGACUGGCAGAGGGAAAGAAAGUUCAACUAUGGUGGGGGCAACAAUCCUCCGUGGGGUAGCGACAGGCACCAUCAGUACGAGCAGCACUGGUACAAGGACCACCAUUAUGGGGACCGGCGACACAUGGAUGCCCACCGCUCUGGGAGCUAUAGACCCAACAACUUGUCCAGAAAGAGACCUUAUGACCAGUACAGCAGUGACCGAGACCACCGGGGACACAGAGAUUACUACGACAGGCACCAUCAUGACUCCAAGCGGAGGAGAUCUGAUGAAUUUCGGCCUCAAAAUUAUCACCAGCAGGAUUUCCGACGAAUGUCUGACCACCGCCCCCCUAUGGGCUACCAUGGCCAAGGACCCUCGGACCAUUACCGCUCUUUCCACACAGACAAAUUGGGGGAAUAUAAACAGCCCCUGCCCCCCCUGCACCCCGCAGUCUCAGACCCUCGCUCGCCCCCUUCUCAGAAAUCUCCCCAUGAUUCCAAGUCACCCCUGGAUCACAGGUCUCCGUUGGAGAGAUCACUAGAACAGAAAAACAACCCAGAUUAUAACUGGAAUGUUCGGAAAACAUAAAGGACAGCUGGGGAAAAAGGGGAGAGCAAGAGUCAUUAAGCACCUGGAUAUUUUUGGUCUGAUCCAAUGGGAGCCAGUUAUCUAGACCAGUGAGUGGAGUUUCUGGACAUGCUGCUGCUGUCAGCUUGCCGGCCGAAGGAGCGCCUCGAGGAGUGGGGGGCCUUUCACUCGGUCCAGCUUGGGUUUGGGUCGCCACUCCUGCACUUUGACACCCCAUCCCAUUCUAGCCUGGUUCUAGCCUGUCACUGCGAUGGGUGCUAGGAGGAAGAGGUGACUUGUGUGUACCAGCUUCGCGGGCUGUGUUUCCCCAGUGAAGGAAGACGGGAUCUUAGAGUCGUGAUAUUUUGUUGCCGGGGUCCGCGCGCCCUGAGCCUGGGUGUGGGGGGCUGGGUAGGAGCGUGUGUGUGCAGGCUGCCGGGACCUGCUGGACGGCACACGAUUGCUUCACUGUGACGUGACAUGCUGCUGACAGGGAGCGGGGCUUGGGUCUCGCCUCGUGGGACUUAAAGGGGAGUGGGCACACUCCUCAGACAUGUUCUUGGGAGAAACCAUACACUUGGGCCUCAGCAUGACAUAUGUGGUACAGGAGGACAGAGGGGAACAGCUUCCACGGCGGCCCCUUCCUGACCGACACUAAUUUUUCCCACACUAUCUAUACAUUUCAAAGGCUUGGUCUCCGCCGUGGGCCUCCUUCGCCCUGGUGCCAGGGAGGCGAGGGCCCGUCUGCGGACUUCUGAGUACUGUGAGCAGCUGGCACUGGCGUUGGCGUGGGUCUUCCUUGGUUGGGAGUGGGCUGAAAGCGGGGCUGGGGUGGGGGCUGUGUGGCCAGGCACCCGGAAUCCCUGGUGGAUUUCUGAUUCUGGGACGAGAAGAGUCCUUUGAGGGCCGGGGGGCGGCGGGGGAGGCUUGGUGCUGGCAGGUGCCAAGGGAGGGGGGUACGGGUGCAGGUGGGGAGUGGGUCUCGUGGGGAGAGGGGUCUUGGGGUGUUGUGCCGGGUCAGCCUCUGUAGCCGCCUUGUAGGCACUUUAGUUUCCUCUGCCCAGCGUGACGCGGAAUACACGUCUGCUGACCCCGUGUGGCGGGUGGACCGGUGAGGCUCAGCGACCUGCGGGGAACAGGCUCCCACAGCUAGGCAGGCAGCAGUAGACUUGAACUCCAGUGUUGUUUAGAAUGAGAUCAAAUAAAGUACAAACCUAACUUAAGAGAUUUUGCAAACUAGGAAGCCUCCAAGGCCAGGGGACUGCGUGGCGGUCAGAGUGGUGCAGGGCCGGACGGAGUCCGGGGGCGGGCUGGUUGCACCAGUUCAUUAGGCUGCUUUGGUUCUCCUGAUGCUGGGCCUUCCGUUCUCCUUUCAAAAUACCGCUUGCCAGUAUUGUGUGAAUAUCCAAAGGCCUUUCUAGGUGGACGUGCUGACUUGAACCUACACCGUGCCUAAACGUGUCCAGGCUCAGAGCUGGUGAGAAGCUUCCCGUUGGGCACGCACAGGGUUCAACUCCCUGAACUAACCUGUGAGGAUGUCACGAAAUGAUCAUCACUUACCCGCCGGUACCCUGGGCAGCACCAUUAAUGCCUUCACUAGUAAAGCCCCCAGUCCCAGCGCCUUAGUGGAGCCGACACGGCUCUGCGGGGUCAUCGCUGCUCACUCUGCGCGGCGCCCUGGGGCAGGCCAGCGUCUGGGUCCUCACAGCUUGUGCUGGGAGUAGUGGGCCUGCCCCGUCCUUAUUUAUCUCCUCAUGGUACUAGGGAUGUUCAGCGUGGGCUCAAAGGGGGUCAGCAUGCCCGGAGCACAGCGCAAAGGAACGCGUAGGAGCCCCUGGCCAGGGUCGUCCCACGGCGACUGCUGGGUGAGAGAAGAUUGUGUCUGCUGUGGCCACCACCACCUCAGGUUCCUGCUGACAGUACUGACACUACCCUGUGUUUCUCUUGCCCAGGCCGAAGUGGAAGGCUAGGUUGGCUUGCCAGGUCCUUUGGGGUGGCGGGGGGGGGGGGGGAUGAGCACCAGCACGUGUCUCCCCGCGGGAGGUCAGGCUGUGUCCUCUGGGAGGCGCGGCAUCCCCCUUCCCUUACGGGAAGCUGGGAGGAAUUACCAGAGGCCCUGAAUUUCAGGGCUCAGCGAGGGUGAUUGUCUCUGAGGUUGAUAGGAGAUGUGAGUUAUUCCCAAAGAUGUCUCAUCAUGAAGAAAAAGGAACUUCCUUUUGUUUACAUUCAGGACUUGUAGUGCCAUAUGAUGUAGCAAAAGGCAAUAUUCGCCAGAUCAGUGUUACAUUGAUUAUAAAAUUACAGUAUCCCCAUAAAAGCAUCUAUUUUAGGUGUUGAAGUAUGUUUGAAGACUAGGUUGGGAAAAAGGAGGCAUUUCCUCAUUGACCGAAAUCAGUAUGAAUACUGUAUGCUCUUAUCAGAAACAGAUUUGCACAGGUAGGAAUUCUCUCCCUUGCGGGUGGGAUAAACUGCCCCAGGAACCCGUGAGGGCGGCGGUCCAUGGAGCCUGGCUUUGAAGGAAUUCAUAGUCGGGUAGAAACAGCGGGGGUCGAGGAAGAGGGACGUUCGCAUCAUGUGAGAUCUGACGAGGAUUAACGCGGUGUACCGCAGCCCUGGGAAAGGGUGCCGUGAAAGCCCAGGUACAUCACUGUGGUCUUAGAGACGGCUGCAGAGAGACAGACAGAUCCUCUGCAGAGCCUGAUCUGAUGGCCCCAGGGCGGCCCCCCGCCCCUUCUAGUCAUUCCUUUAGCCCUUCCACGGGAAACCAGAACACUGCUCCCACCGUGCUGCAGACAUUGUCACCUGAUGCCCGAGAGCCGCAUCAGGACGUGUGGUGCACACGCGAGUCCGCUACGAAUUCACACAGGGACACUGGAAUCCUAAAGACCAAAAUCCACUUGUCAGCAGGAGCGGGGGCCCAGGGCCCAGCGCCAGCGGUCUUCCGGCUUGUCUGAGGGCUGCCGUGUCGGGCGAGGAGAGCCAGGCCAAGGGUCCAGGCUGCUUUAGUCCGUCCGGACCCCACGCGUUUGGGGACGGAUGGUUUUUCUUUAUUGUAAAAUUGUGGACUUUUAAAACCUGUUGACUAAACAGUAAUUAAUUUAUAUUUGUGAAAAAUGCCACUGUCCUAGUGAUUUCUGAUGUAAAUAAUGUUGUUUAUAUAGUAUGUAUUAAAUUUUCCUACAUUGUAAAACUGCUGUACUUUUGAUUCUUGUAUAUUAAAAAGUGUUACUAAGGA